UCCUUUAUCACUGGGUUGGUAGUGCAAAAUUUCAAUGUUUUACUAUCACAUUGAUAAUCAGUUAUUAGUCUUUGGAUUUGACCAGUGAAUGCUAAACAAUCACUUUCAACUGUUUGACUAUUCCCACAAAAUGAGAGAAAGAAUUUUGGUGCAUACUUGCUUAUAUACUGAAACUUCAAAACAGUCUAUAGAAUACUAUAUAAGAUAGACUGGUAAUACAAAAGCCUUUGAAGGUAAAGAAUAUUAAACCCGUGUCAUAUCUAGUAACAAAAACAUAAAACAAACAGCAUCCUCAAAGUGACCAACAGAUUUAAAGGCUAGUGUAAGAUGUGAUACAAUACUUUAAUUGUUACUCUAAAUCUCCUUUACAGUUUUGCAAAAUGAAUUUGUUUUCAGAACAUCUUUGGUGUACAAAAAGUGUAUAAAGUUAGAAAUCAGAAAGAGCUUUAUAUUUAGAAAGAGCUGUGUUAAAUAUAUUAAUGUAUAAAUAGUGUUGUGUAUUGCACAUGUUUAUUGCCAAGUGGGGGAAUUGACUGUUCAUGAGAUGGAUUGCCUGAGGGAAGAAACUGUUCUUAUGCCUGGCUGUUUUGGUGUUCAGUGCCUGGGUGUUAUUUAAUGAUAUUUUUUAUUGACUGCAAUAUCGGAUGAUUACACCCUCCUGGUUGGUGAUAUCCAUGUCACCACUGUGUAAUAAUUAUUCAUCUCUUUUGCGGAAGUCCGCCCUUCUCCUUUGUAUUAGAUUUGGUAUCUUGCCACAAAAUAGGCUGUUUCACACCUCACUGGUACAGGUUCCUUGGCAGUUGUUUCUGGAAAAUGAUCAUUGGAAUGAACUGAACAUGAGAUUUAAAAAUCAGAGGAUUCUGAAAAUAAUCUCCAUCAUUUCAAUGUCCCUCUUCUUACUGAUCUAUACAGGACGAAUGACAAAUUGCCCUCCUAAGAAAGAGCUGGUCUUGAAAAACUUCCUAAAGCAGGAUGUUGGAGAACUACAGGCUUGUUCUGCUAUUAUUCAAGGAGACAUGGACGGAGUGGACAAGGACAUUUUUAGGAAGCUCCUGACCUCGAAAAAAAGAACAUCCUUGCUAUCUGAGUCAUUCUAUCUCAACGCAACCAAGGAUUGUCCAUCCUACAUCCGAGACAGAGGGUUUCUGAUGGUUUCUCUCAGUAAAGAGGAGAAAGAUUUCCCUAUUGCUUACUCCAUGGUGAUCCAUGAGAAGAUUGAGAUGUUUGAAAGGCUCUUAAGAGCCAUUUACACUCCUGACAAUGUGUACUGUGUUCAUGUGGACCAGAAGUCUCCUGAGAUCUUUAAAGAAGCUGUUAGGGCCAUUGUGUCCUGCCUGACAAAUGUGUUUAUGGCCAGCAAACUGGAGAAUGUGAUCUACGCCUCCUGGUCUCGAGUUCAAGCAGACAUCAACUGCAUGCAGGAUCUGCUCAAGUCACCUGUCCAGUGGAGGUAUCUGCUCAACACCUGUGGCACUGAUUUCCCUAUCAAAACCAAUGCAGAAAUAGUUGAGUCUCUAAAACACCUGAAUGGAAGGAACAGUUUGGAGUCCGAGGCCGUAGAGUCCAAAAAGUGGCGCUGGCAGUAUCAUCACAAUGUUACGAACGUUGUGACUCGGACCGAUGUUAAAAAGUCACCCCCGCCAAUAAAGAGCCCUAUGUUUGCAGGAAAUGCUUACUUUGUGUUUUCAAGAGAGUUUGUGGAUCACAUUUUCAAAAGCAAAGAGGUUCAAGAAUUCAUGGAAUGGGAGAAAGACACAUACAGUCCAGAUGAACACAUGUGGGCUACGUUACAGCGGAUGCCUUCAGUACCAGGAUCCAACCCUUCAAACAGAAAGUACGAGCAAUCGGACAUGAACGCAAUUGCUCGUCUAGUUAAAUGGAGCUACCAUGAAGGAGAUCUAAAGAGUGGGGCUCCCUACCCACCAUGCACUGGGACGCACAGACGGGCGGUGUGUGUCUAUGGAGCUGGGGACUUGAAAUGGAUUGUGAGGCAACACCAUCUUUUGGCAAACAAGUUUGAUCCAGAAGUAGAUGAUGUAGCUAUCAAAUGUAUGGAGGCUUUUUUAAGGUACAAAGCUAUUUAUGGUCGAUCAUUACUAACAGUUGAUAAAUCUGACAUUAUUUUGUGA
Messenger RNA from Megalobrama amblycephala (Wuchang bream), 2129 nucleotides. Its product is annotated as beta-1,3-galactosyl-O-glycosyl-glycoprotein beta-1,6-N-acetylglucosaminyltransferase 3-like. The record is from RefSeq and is a predicted model, not a curated record. NCBI's taxonomy places the organism in Eukaryota, Metazoa, Chordata, Actinopteri, Cypriniformes, Xenocyprididae. The coding region runs from base 645 to 2129 and encodes 494 amino acids. The transcript has a single exon. Gene Ontology annotation, cellular component: membrane. Gene Ontology annotation, molecular function: acetylglucosaminyltransferase activity.